AUGGCUCGGGCAAGACUCCGAACAGUAUGGGCCCUCCUGGCGUUGGCCUUGUUCUGCUUCUCCAUGGUCGAGGCCUCAUCUCAGUUUAACAAGAACUUUUUCAACGGAUUUUUCAACAAUCGCAAGGUCAACAACAAUGCGAAUGGCAAUGACAACAAUGGAAAUAACCAGAACAACGGCAACAACAACAAUAAUAAUGGGAACAACCGGAACAACAACAACAACGGCAAUGGUAACAACAAUGGACAGACUAGCGGGCAAGGCGGCGCACGCAUAUUCCAAGCAACAGACGGCUCCAUGAUUCUCGACAAGACCGUGCAAAUCAAUGGACUGCCUAUCCGAUACAGAAUCAGUGCUCCCGCCGAUCAAUUCACGGCUCAGUCCGGCGUCCAAGGAGGUAACUCGGCGCCCAACUCCGGUGGAAACAAUGGCAUCAAUGUUCUUCUUCAUGGUGAUGGCGGCCAAUCCUUCUUUGCCUUCCCAAACCAAGGCGUCAAAGGCGGCUUGAUGGGCGUUGCUGUGCUCUCGCCCGACAAGAACCGCAAAUGGGGAGGCGCAGACAGAAAUGGCGUGACCCGUCCCGACGGAGUUGCUCACUCUCAAGCCGUCAACGACCUUAUUCAACAGGAACUUCCCCAAAUGGUUGCUUUUGACAAGUCCAAUGUCUUCUUUACUGGCGUCAGUGGUGGCUCUCUCACCUUGUCUGGCUUCUUCAUGCCCGCCCAUAUGGGAAACUACCCCAACACGGGCGUCAUGCUGAACUGCGGUGCCUUGCCGCCCCAAGUGAACUUUUCUCCAGAAGCUGCAGCUGCCAUGGCAAACACACGUAUCCAUUUUCAGUCCACGUCGCGAGAGCUACGCUCUCUACAGCGAGACAUUCCCCGAGCAGCUAUGGCUUACGAGCAAGCUGCUGGUAAAGCUGGGCUUAACAACCAACAGAUCAACUCGCUACAGACCCUCAAUAACGCUCCCAACGGAGGACACUGUGCAUUUGAUGGAAAAGGCUUCAGCAGCGGCGUUCAGCUCAUGGCGAACAACUACCAGAAUGUGAUGCAGGCUGGUGGUAAUGGCCAGGUCAACGGAAUCGGGUUUGUCAGCAACGGUGUCGUAGGUAAUGAGAGACCACAGUUUGCCAACUAG
[Torrubiella] hemipterigena is the source of this 1140-nucleotide messenger RNA. NCBI's taxonomy places the organism in Eukaryota, Fungi, Ascomycota, Sordariomycetes, Hypocreales, Clavicipitaceae. The record is from the annotation of a GenBank genome assembly.